Ostrinia nubilalis (European corn borer) is the source of this 11378-nucleotide messenger RNA. RefSeq names its product activated Cdc42 kinase-like (gene Ack-like). Gene Ontology annotation, molecular function: protein binding; ATP binding; protein tyrosine kinase activity. Gene Ontology annotation, biological process: protein phosphorylation. The transcript has 26 exons. Lineage: Eukaryota; Metazoa; Arthropoda; Insecta; Lepidoptera; Crambidae. The record is from RefSeq and is a predicted model, not a curated record. Bases 86 to 3457 code for a protein of 1123 amino acids.
UUUUUGAUGAUACAACACAUCGUUUUGACUCUCUAUUUAUUUGGAACUGAUUUCUUUCUUUGCAAAGUUUUAUUUUGUUUGUAAAAUGAAUCAUGGUGAGGACAGAGAAAAUCUCAGCGAUUUUCUUGGAGAAGCUGAGCUUCAACAAUAUUAUGAACUCUUCAGGGACAUUUUGAAGGUCACGAAAGUGUCCCAACUUAAAUUUGUAGUGACCGAAGACUUGGUUCAUAUUGGACUAUCGAAGCCAGAACAGCGCCGAUAUAAAAAGAUAUAUUCGAAAUACUUUGCCCACUCAUACAUUCACAAAAUAAAGAAACUACUUACCUCAAAUAAAAAACAUGAAACUCACUUGCCAGCCCAUUCAUCAAUGGCUUUAGAAUUACCACCGUUUCCGGAGACUACUUUCAAAGUUCCUACCAAGCACAUCAUCUCUAUUGAAGACAUAACCAUCAAUAAAGAAUUGGGGAUGGGUCAGUUUGGAGUUGUUCAACAAGGCACCUGGUCGACUGGAAAUCAGAGGCUGCAAGUUGCCAUAAAAUGUUUGGGUCAUGAGCGCAUGACUUCAAACUCCACGGAGUUCCUUAAAGAAGCAGCGGUUAUGCACAGCAUCGAGCAUCCAAACAUUGUUCGACUGUAUGGUGUGGUGCUGCACUUGGACUCGCUAAUGCUGGUGACCGAGUUGGCUCCGCUCCGCUCGCUUCUCGAGUGCAUCCGUGAGGUGGCGCUUCGCCCUAACUUCCCUGUGCCGAAUCUGUGUGAAUUCGCCGAACAGAUCUGUGAUGGAAUGACUUAUCUGGAAAAGAAAAGACUGAUUCAUAGGGAUUUAGCGGCAAGGAAUAUCUUAGUGUUUAACAAAGAUCGCGUCAAAAUUUCCGAUUUUGGUCUGUCCCGUGCUCUGGGCGUCGGCAAAGAUUACUACCAAACAAACUACAAUGUCAAUCUGAAAUUGCCUGUCGCUUGGUGCGCCCCUGAAUGCAUACUUUACUUGCGCUUUACGUCAGCAAGUGACGUGUGGGCAUUCGGAGUCUGCUUAUGGGAGAUGUUCACUUACGGCUUCCAACCCUGGGCGGCUUUCUCUGGACAGCAAAUCCUUGAAGCCAUCGACGCUCCCAAUUUCCAGCGACUGGAGUGUCCGGAGUGCUGUCCGGAAGACUACUACUCUACGAUGCUUGAGUGUUGGUCGCACGAUCCCAACGAUCGACCGAAGUUCAGAGAUCUGAGCGGGAGGCUGAGGGAUUUACGUCCCGAACAGGUGCAAACAGUAGUCGGGUUUUCCAAACCCGAGGAUGGCCGCCGGAGCAACUUGAUCGAGUACAAGAUUGGACAAAUCAUUACGGUUUUGGGGAAAGAAAGCAUGACCAAUUCAUCAAUGUGGUAUGGAGUGCUGCCCGCCGGCGCUUGCGGUAUGUUCGACCCCGCGCAUGUGAAGCCCUACUCCGGGCCCGAAAAGCUAUCCAUGGCGUGUUCCCUCUCGCCUCAUCCGAUCCGGAGUUCCAUCCGGGCGCGGCCCUCGCUCCUGCGGUCCGACGUCAAACGUCACACGUAUACCGGCAAGAGGACGAUUCAGAGGAGCAUGAUAUCAAGCCCUCAAGGUGACGUCAAACACACUGGACACGUCGGCUUGGACGGCGCGUACUUCGGAGAUAUUUCCUUCCUGGAUCCGGCUGGUUGCCCGCCGCGUCAAGUCGUGACACCGUACAAGCCAUCUGAGGACUUGGAGCAGAUGCCGCUCCUCAACCCCAACUCGCCGUCCCAUCUGUCUGCGGCGUCGUGCACGCCGCCCUAUCCUCUGCUGAGCCCUGCGCGCACGGCGAGGACCUGCGACGAAGUGGAUCUACCCUCCACUUCCAAAGCAAAAAGCCAGAAAAAACCAACCCAUCACUCGUUUGAACCAACCACCAGCAAGAGUCUAUUGAACAAGGUGAAGUCAGCGACCAUCGGACGUGCACAUAAGAGCGAAGAUAUCACUCGAACUGACGAAGUCCACGAGUAUCACGAAAUAUCCGACACAGAUACGGAUAGCAUUGCUACGGAAAACGCGAGGGCCGAAGGCUUGGCGCAGCCCGAGAGCCCGGGGAUACCAAAAACCUACGGCGAUUUCAGCCAAAGUUUGCUGGACGAGAUGGAGUCCAUGUUUCGCAGUUACGACGGCAGACGCCGAGAAGAAGCUGGAGCUACAAGCAAACACGUUGAUUCGGAUACAGAAUUGAGGACACACACAUUAAACAAGAACGAAAAAAAGAAACACAAUGAAACCGGAACCAUGAAGUUGAUGUCUGCCCACGAUGAGAAGACCCUGGACACAGCAUGCGCUUUGGCCAAUGAACUGACCACCAGGUCGAUGACGGACCUCGACAACAGAGCGCCCAGCUCUCCCAGCGACCGCUCCAAGUUCCACUUCAAGUUCCCUUCGGUGGCACUGCACCACGCGCCGCAGGAGCCUGACCGCGAGCCCUACGGAAAACCAGAACGCCGCAACUUCAGCGAGGAAGCUAGCCGAGUACCGGACAUUCAAGAGUCAUUCACCGAAGAGAGCAAGGCGGCGUAUACGAGUCUGAUCGAGGAGCCGACUCCAUCUACGUCGAUGAGGCCGCAAAUGGUCUCGGAGCCCAGGUUUACGGAGUCCAAGUGUGGGACCAUCCCGAAGCAAGGGCCUCGCCUACCCGCCAGGAACCAGUUCAACUCGCUGCAGGUCCCUAAGACUUCAACUUCAACUCACAGGCAACCAUCUCCAAAACGUGCCAGCGGUCACCAAAACUUCGAACAAGAUAGCGUGAACGAACUGCCGCUGCCUCCGCGUGCAAACAAGCCCAAGCUUGUUGACAAGCCACGUCACAUCAGAAAAUACCCGUUGCUGCUGCCCGAAAGGGAGGCCAGGCCCGCAGACACCGGCCCUCCGGUCCAGCCGCGCCCGAUCAUCUACCAGAACGCCGUCACCCAGCCAAAGAAACACCCCGCCCCAAAGAAAGGAACGGACGCUCUCGACGGACCGGGCCCGUCCAACAUCAACCCCUUCCAAGACGUAGCGGGACCCAGCUGGGCUAACCCGUUCGAUGGCUACGUAGAACCGGUGCAGUUCGAAGACGACUCUGACAGCGACGGAAUGGCCGAAGCGGCGGCAGCACAAUCUUUAGUGCGAGACUGCUCAGACCACGUAUCAGUAGAGGAUUUACUGGAAUUCGCAGAUCAGAAGCCAUGCGGACGCCAGCGUGGCGUCGAGUCGGAUGAAGUCAGGAUCAUGUGCAAAGUCCUCAAACAGCAGGUGAGCCCCGAAGAAUGUUUGCAAGCGCUAGAGCUGAGCGAUUGGAACGUCCACAACGCGAUCAAGCUGAUGAGAGUCAAGCUCACGGCGGGGCCCGACGUCGCACUGGAGGAGUGUGGGGCCCAACUGGCCACGGCGGCGGGGGACAUCGUCAAGGCUCUGGCCGCGCUCAUGAUCACUAAGCCUGACAAGUAAACUUAUAUCGUCAUCAGCCGGCUGAUAAGUAAACGUCGAAUCGAAAUUCCUAUAUCAUCAGAAGCUAUGGUCGGGCUGAUGAUCUUUAAACCUGCUGACAAGUAAACACUAAACUAAAGGUAUAUUGCCUUGGUAGGCAGAUAAUGAUCGAAUAUCAUAGUCACAAGCUCUGAUCCCGCUGAUGAUCAAAGCCGGCUGAUAAGUUAACGGAAAACUUGUGUCACCAAUUCAUCAUAAACGGGAAACUUAUCGCCAUGAGCCAGCUGAUAAGUAAACAGGGAAUCCUAUAUCAUCAAAAUAAGCUGAUAAGUAAACUUAUCUUCAUCAUUAUGAUCGUGAAAAUGCGAUUACGCUCAAGAACAGUAUUGAUAUUUUGAUAAACGCAACGGUUAACGAGUGAUCUUCAUCAUGAUCAUCUUGAUUGUUAAAAUAUCUCAUUGACGUUUUGAAAAACUUUUUUAAAUCAUAAUUUGGUGUACGUAUGAAUUCUAAAUGUUAUGCGUUAUAUCAUUAGAGUAACAUUAUCUAAUGGUUAAAAAUUUGAUGGUAGUAGUAAAUAAGAUAAUUCAGGAAUACAAUAAUAAUACUAACAUAUAACACCAACUUUUCGAAUUAGCGUGUUUCUAUCUUGGGAUGUGAUUUAAUAUAAUUAUUUACAUUGUUAACAUACGAAAGCGGCAAAUUUGUCCCACCCCUCUAAGGCUGUGCGUAAGCUCAGAAGUUCUAUCAUAAUAAUAUGUGCAUAGGAGCGUACGCGCAGCUUUUCGUAAACCAUGUCCAAUAAAAUAGUGUUGUCUAUUGUUUUGCCUUCUCUUGUCUUUUAUUGCGACAGGAGAAAACAAAACACGUUUUACUAUUAACUUGAUAAAUAACGUUUAUUUAAUAAAUGUUUAUAAAGUAGUACAUGGAUGGCGUAGACAUCGAUUUAGUCAAUUUUUGAGAAUGUUCGUAACCUUUUUUGACUACAUAUCUAUUUGAUAUGUUUUUGAUUAACGUGCUAUUUAAUAGAUGUUAUUGUUGCUCAUGCAGUUAUAUCAUUAUUGUCGUCGUAGUCAGCGUCAAAAGUGACGGCUCUUCUAGAAUCCAAGGAAUAACUUUAAACCCUUUUGAAAUCUCCACUCUGAUUAGAGCGCUGGUCGCGCGAUAACUGUUUUUACAUACAAAACAUGCAAUAAAUGUGAAUCGACAAUAAUUUACAUUUGCUCUUCUGUGUGUUUUGUUACUUUUGACGCUGAAUUUAUUAAUUAAUUCGUAAAUUAAAUAUAGUAUGAAAAGAAAAUGGUGGUGCAGAACGUGUAUUUUAGUAAGUGCGCCGGAACUGACUGAUUGAGAAUAGGUAUUAUGUAUUUGAAUGUCACUGCGUAGAUGCAGUUGUUAGGGGUAUAAAAUAUAAAUUAUACAUGUAACUAUUACGUAAUUAUAGUAUUUGCGGUUCGCGGGGCGUAGGUACUAAUGCUGUAUUGUAUUUACCCCCGGGGAAGAGGCGAAGCGUGUCCCUCACUGAUGAGGACUAAUUAUAGUGUUCCACCACAGACUGCGAUCAUGAGGUGUGGACCGAACUAUGCAAACGAAGUGUGUUAAGGAGCUAGAAAAGGAAGAGCUACUAUGCAUUUAUUGAGUUAGGCCCACUGGCAUAUCAUAUUCACUUUCGAAUAUUUCUAAGAAUAUUUAAAAUAUAAAUGUUUAGAGUUAAGAGGCAUUUAAACACAUUUUUGCUGUUAUUGAUAAACAUAAACUUUCUUUCUUGACUAAUAAGCCGAAAAUCAAUAGAAAUAAUAAUAUGAGUGUAGCAGUGCAGUGGGCCUUGUAGGACUUUACACGUAAUGUGUAGAUUGUUAGCUUUACAAUUCCUGAUUUGCAGAGCUGAGCUCAUGUAGGACUAGGAGAUAGCUUUAUAUGUGUGUUUAUAUUAUACAGGGUGGCCAAAACAGUGAGGUCUAAAAGAAAAAUUUAGAUUCCUUACAUCGAGGUGUACCUAAAUCACCCCCAUGUAUGUAAUACGAUUGUGCAUCGUUUAGGAGAUAGAGGUAAUUUUGUGAUAUUUUCAAAUUUUGUGACCUAGUAGGCUUUAAACAUUUUUAUCUUUUUUUUGGGUUGACUUUUUUCAGAUUUCUUUUUUUCGACAGAUUUGUUAUUAAUUGCAGAUGUUUGAAAAAAAAAUAAUCACCUUCCUAUCUUUGAUUCAAGAUACAAAAGUUUUGCUAGAAACAUUAAAAUUAUGCUUUUAUCAGAACACUAUCAAAUUUUCAACUUAAAAGUUGAAGUAAAAAAAAGAACUUCCAUAGGUCCAAAACCAUUUUAAAAACUGUGCCGUUUCCUGAACAUUCAUAAUAAUACAAAAAAACAUGUACUUAAUGGGUCACUAUUUCCUGUAAUCGGUCCACUAAAGUGGUAAGUCGGAGUUUCCGUUACAUGUUUUUGACUUUCUUAGAGUGAAUUAAUAUUGGGAAUCCUCUAAGUUUACAUUACGUAGAACAGAUUUAGAGCCGUAACUGGACAGAACAUGUUUUUAUUCUCAACGAGGAAGCUCUUGCCCUUCAUCACACCUGGCGGAAACUGAUGAUUAGGCUGAAGGUGGAAGGGAACUUCAACUACUAAGGAACUAUGGCUUCCUACCUCCAAAUGCCGGAAUACAGUAAUGCUAUUAACAUUAUUUUUAUAGUGACUGACUUUGGAAAAUAGAGUUGCUAGCCAGGCAGACUUAGACCAAACCCUACCACCAACCAAACCGAGCAGAAAAUUUCACCUCCACUGGGAAUCAAACCCGGGACCUUUGAAGCUUACCUCUUACCACUUGAAGACAGAGGCAGUUGUUACAUGUUACUAUUGCCCUUGAAAUACCUACUGCAGUGAGAAGAAGAAGGAGGGAUAUUUGGUUUAUGUUUAUUAAAACUUACUUAAAAUAACAAUGUGUUCCGGAAUUUGGAGGUAGGAAGCCAUAGUUCCUUAGUAGUUGAAGUUCCCUUCCACCUUCAGCCUAAUCAUGAGUUUCCGCCAGGUGUGAUGAAGGGCAAGAGCUUCCUCGUUGAGAAUAAAAACAUGUUCUUUCCAGUUACGGCUCUAAAUCUGUUCUACGUAAUGUAAACUUAGAGGAUUCCCAAUAUUAAUUCACUCUAAGAAAGUCAAAAACAUGUAACGGAAACUCCGACUUACCACUUUAGUGGACCGAUUACAGGAAAUAGUGGCCCAUUAAGUACAUGUUUUUUUGUAUUAUUAUGAAUGUUCAGGAAACGGCACAGUUUUUAAAAUAGUUUUGGACCUAUGGAAGUUCUUUUUUUUACUUAAACUUUUAAGUUGAAAAUUUGAUAGUGUUCUGAUAAGAGCAUAAUUUUAAUGUUUCUAGCAAAACUUUUGUAUCUUGAAUCAAAGAUAGGAAGGUGAUUAUUUUUUUCAAACAUCUGCAAUUAAUAACAAAUCUGUCGAAAAAAAGAAAUCUAAAAAAAGUCAACCCAAAAAAAAGAUAAAAAUGUUUAAAGCCUACUAGGUCAUAAAAUUUUAAAAUAUCACAAAAUUAACUCUAUCUCCUGAACUAAGCACAAUCGUAUUACAUACAUGGGGGUGAUUUAGAUACACCUUGAUGUAAGGAAUCUAAAUUUUUCUUUUAGACCUCACUGUUUUGGCCACCCUGUAUAUAUACACGAUCCCGUUACAUGUAUAAAAACCAUACACAUCAACCGCCAGAUGAACAGUAUUACGAAUUAUCAUAAAUGAAUUUAAAAAAAUAGUUUUUAGUAAAAGCUGGUCUUUUUUAAAUGCCUAUAUUUUUGUAGUGGCUUUAUAAAUACAUUAUACAAUUAUAUAUUUUUUAUAAGGUAAAUAGAUGGAAAUGUAACGGGAUCUUAGACUUUAGAGUAGUAUCUUACGGUUGUAACAUAUGAUUAUAACCUCGGUAGCCAUUUGAGUUUUUUUUUUUUCAUGUUGCCAAUAAUAUUUGUGCGUAGGUUAGCCAUAAUUUGCCGUAUCUAAAAUUCCCGUGAUAGAUCUCAGAUCUUAUUAUACUUACGUGCAGCUAAAUGCUAUCGAAUUUUUUUUUUUUUUUAAUUUUACAAUUUUUGUAGAUAACUAAAAUUUAAUCGUAUAUUUAUUCUAUGUAUGUCGCAAAUAUUUUAUAAUCGUAGUGUGGAAAUUACGACAAUAUUCUGCUAUAAAUAUAGUAAUAUUGUCUAGAAUUUAAUCAACAAAAAUAAUUCAUAUUACCAUCUUUGUGACAAUAUUGCUGACUUGACUGAAAAUGAAGGCGCGAAUAAUGCGUCUUUCUUUAGCGUGGUGCUAGAGUGUAUUGAAAGAAUAUAUUUAUUUAUUGUAAAACGCAUUUUACAGUAUGAUCAGUAUUGUUAGCGAUAUCUUGAAUAUUUUGCUAAAUUGGUAUUAUUUUACAAUAAUACAGAUAGGUAUAGAGGACGAUUUGGGGCAGUGAAGUGAAGGAAGGUUUUCUGCCUCUCUAUACUGUUCCGUUUUUAAGAAUACACAAAAAAAACCUUUCCCUUCGGCUUUUCCCUGUAGUUUCAAAAAAGGAAAUUAUAGCGAAUAGACUAACAUAGUGCGAAUAAUUCAUAUCAGAGGUGCUUUGCUAUCGAAUAUUUCAAAAAACAUUUACGCAAUUUGUUGAUGUGUGAAACAUGUCGAAUUUAUGUGCUAUAUGUAUGAACUUUGAAUGUAUAAAAAUAUUCACUUUUGGGAAGAGCAAUUACAUCAUCAUCUUCCUAUAUAAAUGAUUUAUGAAAAAUACUGGAAAUUAAUGUUGAUGAAGUAUGUACUUUCGGCAAUGUUUGGCUAGGGACCUCGAAUAUCCUGGUAAGCAAGGUAUACGAAACUAAUAACAAGACUAAAUUUUAACUAUUAAAAAAAUAACUGGCGUUCCUAAAUAUCUUAGGCCAAUUAAAUGUAUCUUGAUGUGAAGACGAUAUUACAUUUCGGAUAUUUGUUAGAUACUAAUUGUACUGCUUUUAAUGUUUACAAACGUGAUGUAGUCUUUUGUAAACUGCAGUAUGUGCACUUGUAGAACGCAUACAGUUGAGGAAAACAUAUGCAUAAACAAUUAACGUUCGCAAGUAGUAUUACAUUUACAGCACAGUCGAGUUCAUAAAUAUAUUGGCAGUGCCCAGUGCUUCAAAAUAUUGAAGUGCAGUAGUGCAAUUAAUUAAUGAACAGUUUUAUGUUUCCACUCUAUUGAUUGAUAAAAAUCAGCAUCCAGGCAUUCGCUUAUGAUACAUGCUGAGACGGAGACUUUUUGCUGCCGCAACUCUGCUCGCAUUUAUUUUUCUUUAAUUUAUUAUUAUAUUAAAUGUGCAUUAAUUAAUUUACUUUUGUUAAAAAUUUAUGUAACUGUGUGCAGCAAAUAAAUUAUUACUUACUUACUGAUGUUUAGUUUGUAUUGAAAAUGUGAUCGUUAAAACGCUAACAAUAUUUUGAAACAUUGGCACUGCCAAUAUAAAGUACUUCACUCCUACUCUCUAGUAUUAAUUCAAAUCUCUGUCUAGCUAUAAAGUUUAAAUUCGCUUAGGAAUAAUAGGAUAUAUUAUGAAUAAUAAAUGUGUGUAGUACUCUUCACUUCACUACAAAAACUAUCAGUGCACAUACUGAUCAUAUUGAUGUACUUAAAUGUGUAGGUUUUUAAUGUAGUAUUUGUAGAUUAUAAGACAACCGUGAUUGGUAUGUCAAACAAUAAUGUAUGAACUCACCGUUUAUCGAAUAUCUACUAAAGUCCGAGCGCUGUGGUAUGGUGUAGUUGAAUGUGACAGUUUAUUGAGAAUUUUAUUAGUAAAAUUUUAUCGAAUUAGAUCCUCAAGAGCUAUCAACAUGUUUAAGCUUUUAAUACAAAUCUAGUCUUUGAAACUACAGCAUGACUUUUUUAAACAAGACCUUCUGGUCUUAAAAACUUAAUUAAUUUUAAAUUACCUGUAAAUUAAGAUUUUUGGUUGCAUUGUAUGUAAUUGAAAAAAGUAGUUUGAGUUGACAAGAUAGUGACGUCACUGGCUAGUAUUGCCAUACAAAAUAUAUGGUAGUCUCGUUUUGACAGUUUUAAAAAGUACGUCAAUUGAUUGGUGGUAGCAAAUACCCUAUUGCCCAUAUUUUAUCGACACAAAGAAACGUGUGCUUCAAAUUCGCACCAUUGAAGCCAUUAGACAGAAUAAUAAUAAUAAUUGAUUAAAAACUCAUUUAUUUCUGUAAAUAGGCUUAAAAAAAGCACUUUUACUUUUUUUGAUUUGACUGACAGCUGUCACCUGCACCAGGCUAGAACGCACGAACUUUAUCCAACCACUUUUCGGAAACCUCAUAUUGCUGUAAACGAAGCAGUAGAUGAUCGACUCCUUUAAAUCUAGUCCAAAAGCAUUUAUGUUAUGUUCUUGCACCUCACGAAGGCGAGUGAACUUUACUUGUGUGUACGUGUACAUGCACAUUUCCAUAGUGCGAUGUCUGUCAAAACUUUUGAUAAACGAACGAUCAGGGGGCUCAGAGUGUGAGUUUACAUCAAACGUAUUCAAUAAGAUUAAAUGUAUGAUGGAUUGUACAGCGUCCCUAACGGAUACUUUCAUGAGCUAAACACAAGUAUCGUGCGAUUCGCGCCGCUAAUUACAAGAAAGUACUGUCUGCAUGUAAAAAUGCAUGCAUGUUUGCAGCGUUUAUAAAAGUUUAUACAGGGUGUUAGGUAAAUGGGUAUAUAAGCCGACACUAGCCCAUGUUAACAUGGUCAUAUAAAUGGUAUGGUGAAGUCAGAAAAUUGAUAUCUUCAUUUUAACUAUUUUAAUUUUCAUACAAAUCGGAUUUUGUAAAAUUUAUUUUGUAUGAAAAUUAAAAAAAAUAAAAUCAUGAUAUCAAAUUUCUGACUUCACCAUAUCAUUUAUAUGCCUAUGUUAACAUGGGCUAGUGUUGGCUAAUAUAUCCAUUUACCUAACACCCUGUAUAAAAUAUAGUAUUAUCUAAAACAUUCUCUUAAUUUUUUUUACUCGACUGCCCCAGAAGGAGGGUUAUGUUUUUUAUGUUAACCGUAUACGUUCAUGUGUUACACACACACACAUUGACGCGUGUACUGAUAUGUGAUUAACCACAUGUAAAGCUCACUCGCCUUUGUGAAUUGCAACAACUAAGGGUGGAUUCGACCAAACAAGAGUAAAUAAUAAUCUCAGAUUAAAUUGUCAGUUUUCCCAUACUGAAACUGUCAAUGUGGCAGUUAUACCAGGAGUUAUUCUCGGAUAAAAGUUUGGUCGAAUCGGGCCUAAAUCGAUAUGGAAUCAUAUACACGGUGCUACUUUGGUAUCCUUGCCAUAUUCACAGAGAUAAAAGUAGGGAACAACACCUAUUUAUUUUAGUCAAGAGACUCCCAUAAAAAAGCACACAGAGUUGCGCCACCUAACUUUAACCGAAACUAUAACGUUAACCGGUGUUUAAUGUAUGGAGUUUGACAGAUUUUUGACGUUUGUCAAAGUCAAAGUAAGAUGCACCAUACACAGUUUUUAGUUUGGGUUUUUAGUAAAUUGGAAUAAACGUCAGCUUUUUACAAAAGUGUCAAAAAGAAUUUCGAAAACAAUAAAUUGCCAUAGAUACCAAUUUAAAAAUAUAAAAUUUUAGGGCAUUUUUUUUACUUUUUAGUGCUCAGUGUCAGUUAAUAUACCUAGUAAAUAUGGCAAGAAUGCAAAGUAACAUCGUGUAUAUAAAGUUGCUAUAAAAUUGUCCUACUUAUAAAAUUUCAAAACUAAACUCGAUUAAUAACAAAAUGUUUUAUUCCAUAAUUAAAACAAUGUGCGCAUCUAUAAGUAUCCAUUUUUCAUAACAUAAACACAUUCUAAUAUCUGUAAAUAGGUGUCUAAUUUGUUUUAGUAUAUUCCCAACUUAUUAUAAGUAGGUACCUACGUAUUAUCUAGAUGUUGUGUGUGUCAAUUUUCUAAUAAAAUGCAUUCUACGAAGAACUGCUCAAAAUCAA